CCUUCAGAAAACAAGGAAACAUGAGCAUUUUGGCAAUUUGUUCAAUAAUAAUCUUCUUCCUCUUUUUGAUAUCAUAUAUCUGUGUCUACCACAACUUACUUCGCAAGUAUAACAGCCAACCAUUCAUGAUGGAUCAUUAUGUAAUUCUAGCCACUACCCAUUUGAAUUUGGGCCGGAAUUUUUUGUUCCCACGCUCCAACUUUCAGCAUUCACAAUGUGAUCGUUUGCCAAAUGGCGAAGAACUCAGUGUAAGGCGCUACGAAGGCGAAGGGUCAGAUGAAGGUGUGGAAUGUGCUGUGUGUCUGUGUAAGAUUGAAGAAGGUGAUGAGAUAAGAGAAUUGAGAUGUGAACACCUCUUUCACAGAGUCUGCCUAGACAGAUGGGUUGGAUCCAGGCACAUAACUUGUCCCCUGUGCCGGGAUUCACUGGGACCGCGAAGAAGAGCCACUCAGCUUGGAGAGGAAGUUCUGGUGUUCAAGUUCUGUUGUUUCGGUUCAAGGGACCGAGAAUUAUGGUGGCUGCGGUAAAUUAAAAUAUUGCACACAAAUACACUAUGCACUUAUAUAUAUAUA
Molecule: messenger RNA, 572 nt
Organism: Cornus florida
Lineage: Eukaryota; Viridiplantae; Streptophyta; Magnoliopsida; Cornales; Cornaceae
Product: E3 ubiquitin-protein ligase RHA2B-like
Exons: 1
Coding region: 21-527 (168 amino acids)
Biological process (GO): protein ubiquitination
Molecular function (GO): ubiquitin protein ligase activity
Source: RefSeq, a predicted model, not a curated record